Rotaria sordida is the source of this 510-nucleotide messenger RNA. The record is from the annotation of a GenBank genome assembly. NCBI's taxonomy places the organism in Eukaryota, Metazoa, Rotifera, Eurotatoria, Philodinida, Philodinidae.
AUGACAACUGUUCAAUUUGAUAGUAAAUAUAGUCAAACUGAUCUACCGAAUCAACAGACUCGUUUCAAAUUAUCAAAAAUAUUAAAAACAUAUCUUACUGUUGUAAGUCAGCAUCGUUUACAUUUAUUUAAUCAAUAUACACAAUCAGAUGAAUCCUAUCAUGAUCAAAAUUUACUUAAUGUACGAAAACAAAUUCUUGAUCGAUUUGAAUGGGUUAUAAUUGAACUUGAACAAACAAUAGAAAAUUUACAGCGAUGUCAAUUAUCAGUAAUUGAUGCUCAACAAAGUAUCGAUCGACCACUUAUUAAAGAAGUUAUCGAAACGUCGCUUAAUGCUGAUUCGUCUUCUAUUAAAAAUCGAAAACGAUUUAUGCCAAAUAGAGAUGAAUGGCAAACGUAUAAACGUGAUUUACAAGAAACAAAAGAAGAAUUAUAUGUUCUUGAUUUAUUUAUUCAUCGAGGCAUUUCUAAGAUCGAUCGAUUGGUGAAUUCUACAAAUUUUUACACUUAG